Messenger RNA from Cololabis saira (Pacific saury), 4843 nucleotides. RefSeq names its product RNA-binding Raly-like protein (gene ralylb). Gene Ontology annotation, molecular function: RNA binding. The transcript has 9 exons. Lineage: Eukaryota; Metazoa; Chordata; Actinopteri; Beloniformes; Belonidae. The record is from RefSeq and is a predicted model, not a curated record. Gene Ontology annotation, cellular component: nucleus. Bases 736 to 1611 code for a protein of 291 amino acids.
CAGUGGCUUUUUUUUGUACACAUUUUUUUGUCUUUUUAAUUGCCCCCUCCUUUUUUAUUAUUAUUUUUUUCUCCUUUUGCUGGUGUUUGAAUUGAGCAUUGACAUGGUGGUUUUGAGCGUUUUUCCACAUCCAGGCUUCAAGUUUUUAGCAUGCAGUUAUUCUGAGGGUGAACGGGUUCCUUAUCGGUCUUGAGAAAAAGCCUUUACUUGCUUAUAGCAGUUUUGUCGCGAGGAUCAGAAACCAAGGUUUUGUCAGUGCUGAGAUUUUUCAAACGUUGGUGGUUUUGAAACAUUUUUAUUUUUUGUUUUAUGUCGACUUUUGCUGUUGCUAUGCUUUUGUUUGCAGUGUUGUUUGAUGCCUUCGAGUUUUGUGAUUUUCAUGUCUCGGGCAAUUUCACCAAUCAAACCCCUUUGCUUUUACUUUAUUCCUCUUUUCUUUCUUUAAAGGGAUCAUUUUUAAAGCCCCGUGGCGUUUUAACGUGAUACUUUUCUUGCAGCAAAGCUGACAGGUUUGUGGUUUUUCUGUUCCUCUCUUUUUCCCAAUUCGCUAUACUUUUGCUGGUGGCAGUGUCAAGUAUUUUUUGGAUGUUAUUUUUCGAGUUUUUUUCUUUCUUUUUUUCUUUUUACUAGAUGAUGCUGGGGGAGUUUUGAUUCUUGGGAGAUGCGUUUUUUGUUUUCUGUGUCAACGAGGAUGAACAGACACUUUCCCUCUUGCAGGAGGGCAACCGGAGGAGAAUGACUGGUAAAAUCCAAACCAGCAACGUGACCAAUAAGAAUGACCCUCGUUCCAUCAAUUCCAGAGUCUUCAUCGGCAACCUCAACACAACUAUUGUCAAGAAGACCGACAUAGAGGUCAUCUUCGGGAAAUACGGCAAGAUAGUGGGUUGCUCUGUGCAUAAAGGUUACGCCUUCGUACAGUAUGUGAAUGAAAGGAACGCCCGUGCGGCUGUAGCUGGAGAAAACACCCGUAUUAUUGCGGGACAGCCUCUUGACAUAAACAUGGCAGGUGAGCCCAAGCCCUACAGGCCUAAAGCGGGCUCCAAGCGGCCGCUCUCCGCUGUUUACAGCGGAUAUGAAUUUGAUUAUGAGUACUACAGGGAUGAUUUUUACAGCAGGCUGUUCGACUACCACGGCAGAGUGGCCCCUCCACCCAGAGCUGUGAUCCCUGUGAAACGCUCCAGGGUGCUCGCUCCUUCCUCCCGCCGCGGGAAGACUUCCUUCCCCAUUAAAACAUCUUCCUCUUCCUCCUCUUCAUCCUCCAGACCUCCCACAUCAACCUCCUCCGGCGUCAAACUGAAGACGGACCAGCUCCAGACUAUCAAACGAGAGCUCACUCAGAUCAAGAUGAAGAUUGACUCUUUGCUGGGACGUCUGGAGAAGAUUGAGAAGCAGCAGAGAGUUGAAUCUGAGGCUCAAAGAAAGUACGAAGACAACUGUGAGUCCCUGCAUGAGGAGUCUGUGUCAGAGACAGCAGAGAACUCUGGGGAGGAGGCCGGUGAGGGGGCAUUGGACGUGGAAGCGGGAGAGAUGACCGAUGGAGGCGAGGACGACUAUGACGAGGAGGGCAGCCACCAUCUGAUGGAGAACCAUGUGUCAGAUAUUGACAACUGAGAGAAGGGGGAGGAAACGGAUGCUCCUGACCGGUGGUAUUCGAUUUCAUCAUCACCUUCAAGAAGCAUUAAAAACAUGUGCGUGGGAUCAAGACAUCCAUUCAGGACAGUAAGCUGUGUUUAAGAGACGCCGAGUCGUGUUUGGAUGCCCAACUCUAAGCACAAACUGGAUCUAAUGUGCUCGAGACCCAUUUUAAUAUACUGGCUAUAAGAGUUCAAUUCAAGGGCAACAUCAUGUAUAGUCCAUAACAAGAAUCCAACUUUCUCUCCACUAACCUUGUUCCUGAGGGAAAAAAAAAUAAGCUGAUGUGAAAUUAAUUAAGGGUAUUACUGUAUUUGAUUUAUUAAUUAUGUUAGAAUCCAGAAACAUGAUGUUAUUGUGUCUGCUUUUAAGAAAAGUGCUUGUGCUGAAAAAUCCACUAACAUGUUAUUUCCAACAACAAAUACUUGUUUUUGUUUAAUUGAGUAAGUGACGGUAAAAAUAAUCUGCAAUCCCAGUUAAUGAAUGAAACAUCACUGCCGUCCGGUUUUGCAUUUGACUCGUACAGAAGCCAACGGCUGCGAGUGUAACUUUAUUGAGCUUUAUCCAGCCAUCACACAAAUGCCCUGAGGGGCUCCUCCAUCAUGUAUUCCAACUCCUGCCAAGUUUCAGAAGCAGAAAGAGCAAGAGCUUCGCGUGGUAGUGAGCCAGCUCUGGCAGGCGCCGCCUGCCAGGGAGCAGUGCCCUGAAGUCUCAGUGCGCUCCUCCCUGCUCAGCCUGUGCAUCCCAACAUGGAUUGCUGCUGUUCAGGAGCCAGCACCUUUCUCCUUCGCCAUCUUACUCUGUAUUCUGCAUUGAUCUCGUCUUAUGAAUUUUAGCUGGUGGUUUUAGAAAAUGUUGGAAUUAUGCAUCAAGUUAAAUCAUUGAUAUAAACAUUAAAUCUGCAUUGACUUGUACUGUUGAAUAAAAAGACUCUUGGAACGCCUGUGCAAAAGCAAAAGUUGAACUGAAACAACUUGCAUAAACAUUUAGACUGUUUUUAAUCAAAUCUCCAGCAUAGAAGUCAGGAUUACACUGUAAAAACAGCCCCUCUGGAAAUAAGCGUAGUAUUCCAUUAAUUUAGUCAAAAUUGUUUUAUUUUAGGCAAAAUGUAUAUUUGUUAAUGGGGUAAGAAAGUUUUUCUUGACUAUAAUUCAUAAAAUAGCAAAAUACUCAAAACAACAAAACUGGUUUUCUUAAAACAGGUUUUUUUUCUUACUUAGACAUACGUUUUUGCAGUGUAAAACUGUGAUCUUGAAGUUAAACUAGUCAGUAGUUGAUAUUUCCACUACUGCCAUUUACUAACAAUAGUAACAAUAUGUCUUAGCUGAGGUACUUCUUAGAUAAAUUGCCACAAUAUGGAGCUGCUACUAUGCAGAGAAAUUAUAAUGAGCAAUUGGAAUUAAUUCGUUUACAAGUAAAUUACUGCAAAUGGAAUUAUGUAAUUAAUGACUGGAUUUGAGCAUCUUCUGUUAUUAAUUAUUCAAAUCAUGUUUGCUGCACUUUUGCUUUCACACCGUUCAUAUGUAACCAUUGGAAAGAGGGCGAGGUAACGCUGGAAACAUGUUUUCCCAGCAGACUGCUCAGUGGCAUUAAUUUGGCUGAUGACUAAAUACUUUUAAUAAAACAUGAGUAGAAAGUGUCGCUCUGUGACUUCUUUAACUGAACUAUAUAUUGAAAUCUUUUUAAAUUCGGCUUAUGAUUGAUGCUUAUGAGUAAGCAGGCUAACACACCUGUUUUCUUAUGGUUACAUUCCCACAAACUGCGUUCUUUCUUUGUUUGACAUGAUGCUUCAGAAUGUGUCUCCAAGUUGUCUCAAUUGGUACUGAUACAAAUAUCAAACAUCUCAACCCCAAGAGCUCUCGCUUAUUUUUCAUAUACUGAUCCCUGACACUUGUUGCAAACUCAAUGAUAACAUGAUAACAAAAUACUUGCUGUUAAGUCUGUGAAAACUGCAACUCUUCCCAGAGGGCAAACACUUUUGGGGCUCAUCUGGGCUACUCUUGGCACAUAAGGCUCAUUUUUGGUAUUGGCAAAUGCGAUCUGGGCCAGAUGUGUCCCAAACGCCUUGAACAUGGGAAGCUCAGGUUUUGACUUGUUGUCUGAGCCAGAUGAGGCCUGUUUUGAUUUUGGUAAGUGUUUUGGGGACCAGUUAUGGCCCAAAGACCCAAAGAAAAUGUUGUGUCAUGUCUAAUGGAUAUCUGGCCAGGUUUAGGCUGUCAGCUAAACAUGGACUUAGUUUGGGCCAAACGUUCUUUGCUACCUGGGUUCUGUUUAUUAAAAAAAAAAACAAGAAAAAACAAUCAAACAAAAAAAAAAUGUUUUAACAAUCACUCUGUGAAACCCAUACUCACUCUUACUAACAUGCUGAUCCUAUUUGAUUUGAUCCUGGGUGGUAUAAAGGUUCUCACGAUGAUUGGUACCACUGAACCAUUUCAUUUUGUGUUGUAUUAGCCUUACACAGUCGCGCCUACUGCAGCUUACAAGAACCAAUCCUUUUCUAAUAAAAGUGGGUCAUUAGAGGUAAAUGGUUGGGGGAUGGGGUGCAUUCGGUCAAACUUCCCCCUCACAGAGGACGUCUGAUGAAAAGGAAAAAAAAUAUGAGGGGAAAAAAAACUGCCUUUAGGUCAUAUCAAAUAAAUGUCUGGUGAAUGAUGAUUAUUUUUGUAUUCAGAUAAAUGGUCAAAGAAAAUGGCGCUGUGCUUCAUGUUUACUCGUUUUUUUGUUUUUUUGCUGGUCGCCUGUUAUUUAUUGAACAGUAUGGUGAUGUGUCGAAUACUUUGCAAAAACUACAAACAUUUUAAGCAAGGAAAAUUUAAAAAAAAUACGGUUGUAGCUCAUCCGGAUCACUUUGGAACAUUUCUGGAUCAACAAUGGUUUUUAAGUUUAAACUGUAAAUAAUUGUUUUCAUGUUUAUUUCAAAUAGUCUAGAAAAAUAACUUUUAUUAAGUACCACUGUACUGACAGUUCGUUGAAAACAUUUCAGGUUUGAACCAGAAUGGUGGGACUUCGAGAGAUGUGUAACUGACAACUGUUGUAUAGAAAUGUACAUUCUUUGUAAAGAUAUUUUUAUCAAAUGGCAUGUUUCCUGUAACUUUGUAUUUUCAGUUUUCAUGUACAAAAACAUAUUGUAACUGUUGUAAGGCUAAAGAACUUGUCAUUGUAGAUAACUAUUUGUGUUCUUAUCACUCAAUAAAAAUGUUUGUGCCAUGUA